Molecule: messenger RNA, 1680 nt
Organism: Aspergillus nomiae NRRL 13137
Lineage: Eukaryota; Fungi; Ascomycota; Eurotiomycetes; Eurotiales; Aspergillaceae
Exons: 2
Coding region: 1-1680 (559 amino acids)
Source: RefSeq, a predicted model, not a curated record
AUGAAUUCUUUGAUUUUGACAACUUCUUCGAUAUCCCCUCGUUAUGUCGACAGUAACCCGACCUCGGUCAACUCAAUCUCCCCCAAGGACUUGGACCUGACCUACAACGACCUAGACGGGUCAAAUUGGGAUUCAGGACUCGACCUGUGCACUCAAUUUCCAUUCACCGACUUUGUCAACCACGAACCAUCAUUCCAGGAAUACUACGGAGGCGCCGCGAAUGCCGAGCCAGUGGUAGAUCCCAAUGAUAUCCUUCAACUUCCGUCAACUUCACCAAGUGAAGUCUUCGUUGGAUCCGGUUUUGACAGUGCCUGGCUGCCAGGUGCACACGGUUAUGAUGACCAUUGCUAUUCGGCCAUCCGGCAUAUGGUAGAGUCGCAAGCGGCGGUGGACCCGAGCUGUUCAUCCAAGAAAGAAAAGCGGCGAGAAGCAGCCAUAGCCUUACAUCUACAGCGCUUGCAAGAUGCCCCGCUUCCCGAGAUGGAUAUGUCUUCGGAUUCAAAUACCAGCUUCCCAUCGCCUCCGUGGAGUGUUUCCCAUGAUGCUCCAUGCGCCAGCCCUGCGACUACUUCAUUAUCCGAUUCAACCGGCAAGUCGCCAACGCCUCCCUCCGCCGACACAACGCCUGGCGGGAUUGAACUGGUCUUGGAUCUUAACAUGAACACGCCGGCCAAUCUACCGAGGAAGCAGAAACCUCGAUCACGGGCUCAAAAAGAGAAUUACAUCAAAGUUCGAAAACAUGGUGCCUGUGAAAAACAUCGAAAACAGCAUAAGAGGUGCAAUUGCCUUGACAUCAAGGGCGUUCAUCUCAAUGUCAACAGCAUCGCUCUUUCUCCUACUUCCGCGGUGCUUGACUCGACUAGACAGAUUAAUCUGUCUCACGCACGGCCACGCCAUGUUUCACUACCUAAACAGACACCGCCCGGUGUCCUUCCCCCGCAUGUGGAAGCUCCAAAGACCGUGCUUUGGAAGCACAGGGAGAGAGAUGUUCGUUCCUCCCCACAGGACAAUUUCUCGGUCACUGCGCCUUCACCAUUGGAUGUGUACCAUGGAAGGCGCUCACCGGUUUCUCUUUCAAAGCCUGUGGAGGCCGCAAACACGGGACAACCCAGACCACAGGUGUCCCAGUCUUACAGGUCGACAACUCCUUGGCGUGGUGUCGACCAGACUCCUUCAGUUCCUGGCCGCCUGAUGUCGCCAAAGCAGAAGCUGCUUGUAACGACCUCGAAGCAACAAUCUGUCCUGGAACGGGAGAGCUGUCCCAGAUCUACCGUCAAUCGCGUGCCAAGCGCUUUGCCUCAGACUAUUACUUGGCGUCUCAGCCCUGUUACAAAGACAGACAAGGAAGGUUCACUUUGCAUCGAGUCUACAAGGGCGAAGAUGAACUCUCCGUCACUUCAAUCUGUAUCUACCAAUCGCUCGUCGACUGGUGGAAGCCAAGAAUUGCGUAUUGCGCAGACUAUUUCUACUGUCGCAAGCCAACAAGCCUCGGCCGGAAAAUACUGUACCGCGCUCGGCAAGUCUGCUACCACAGCAAUUUUCAACACUGGCCUCGCAUUUGCCGGCUUUUGGCAAACUAUGGGAUCGGUUAUUUCAUCGGCCGGGGGCAUAUUUGGCAGUCUCGCUGUCUUUGCUUCCAAGCAACAUUGGUUUGCUAGGAAGGGACUGGGGUUAAUUUAA